Messenger RNA from Plodia interpunctella (Indianmeal moth), 1225 nucleotides. RefSeq lists its product as uncharacterized. Lineage: Eukaryota; Metazoa; Arthropoda; Insecta; Lepidoptera; Pyralidae. The transcript has 10 exons. The record is from RefSeq and is a predicted model, not a curated record. The coding region runs from base 99 to 1115 and encodes 338 amino acids.
AAACUAAAACAAAACCAAUUAUUUUAAGUAAAAUUAAUUGGCAAGUGAGGUUUAUUGAUGUAUUGUUUUAUAUUCGAUUUUCCAACGGCAGCGUAAGCAUGUUCCGAUUGAAAGAAUGUCGUUUAUAUAUUUUUGUAAUUCUUGUACAGUUUCAUCUAACAACGUCUCAAUUGGAAGAUGAUGAAGGUCAAACGAUCGAGCCACCCGAAGAAGAAUGGCACAUGGACUUUAUGCCGACUGGUUACCUGCCGGACAAUGUAUACAGGGAACUGGCUUGGUACGGAAUCCUACAGAUCCAGCCUUUGCACCACAGUGCGAAACACAAAGUAGCAGCUCAGUUGAUCUGGCAGCAUACUCUCGGGAGACCCCAUGUUAUCCUUGAAAGUCCGCCACAGUCAACCCAAUCGCCUGGGAAGGUAAGUCGUCAGAUCUUGGCGGAGGACGCGUCCAAAUGGUCUCGGGAACAGCGGGCGGCACAGGAAGUGUUGAUGGAGAACAUCAAGAGUGGGGGUAACGGCUUGACCGUGAGGACUGUCGUCAGUGCCAGCAAGAAGACCAUUUAUAUCAUCCAAAAUGGAAACUACUUCACAUGUCCAGAAGGUUCAGAGCCUGAUUUGGAUGCAUAUAGAAUACAAGCUAAUAUGCAUGAACGUAAAUGUACUUAUGGGAAACCAUCGAUCCCAGUACAAAUUGACCCUUGCAUAGAAGGUGAGACGGCUCCCAUCGAAUACUCCUUUAAUGAAGGUUGGAUGUUCUGCUUUGGCAAUGGAGACAGAGAGAGCAAUUAUUUCAAUAAUGGAACCUUAGAUUGCGGGCAUAAAGUUAAAGUUCCAAUGCAAACAUUUUUAGAUGACUGCGCCAUUGACAAUAACAUUGUAAUCACUUUCGAUUACUUUGGAGACGAGCCUCGAAAGGAUAUGAUGCAUAACGCCACACUUUGUCAGUCUUGGGAUCCAUGCCGGCUGUCAUACUUGUACAGACUCGAGCCACCACCACAAGGCAUGGCGCCUGCAUUCCCCACGACAACGCAAAACCCAUGCGAGACUACAAUUUGUCCCGAGUGUUAUGAAGGUGCAACUAAUGAAGAUGUAGGCGAAAGGAUGGAAAUUAACUAAUAAACACGUGAGUAGCAUCAAUAAUACCAUAGAAGUACUAUUUGUAAAAUGUUCAUCCGUGAAAUGUAUUGUAAUGAAAUUUAUUUUAAUAAAUAAUUAUUGAAGUCAAA